Messenger RNA from Hemibagrus wyckioides, 5181 nucleotides. Its product is annotated as rho GTPase-activating protein 29-like. Gene Ontology annotation, cellular component: cytoplasm. Gene Ontology annotation, molecular function: GTPase activator activity. The transcript has 23 exons. The record is from RefSeq and is a predicted model, not a curated record. Gene Ontology annotation, biological process: activation of GTPase activity; signal transduction. The coding region runs from base 234 to 3896 and encodes 1220 amino acids. Lineage: Eukaryota; Metazoa; Chordata; Actinopteri; Siluriformes; Bagridae.
GCGCGUGCGUAAGCAAAAACUUUUUUCCACCUUGCUAGCGUUAGCAUGAGCAUUAGCUCCGUCAGUGGUCAGCACUGAGGCGGUCAGUCCUCUUCCACUGCGGACCUUUUUCUGGGUUUUUUUUUUGGAUAUUUCUGACCUUUCCUGCUGUGAUGCUGUCCGCUCGGUACAGGAAGUGUGGUGAUUUUACCUGUAUGUCGUGUCCGGCUCUGUAAGACCACUUGGCAAGCAGGAUGUCUCAUCAGACGGAUGCACUGAUGGGUCUUGGCUCGCUUGGGAUUGUGGGUAACGACCCUGAUUACAUUACACAGCUCGUUAGCGAUGUGCGCAGGUUUGCUGAGGUUCUGCUGAGCCUGAAGGAGGCUUUCAAACCUACAGGUGAGAGGAGAGGAGACGUAGUGGAGGAGUGUGUGUCUGAGGUUGUGAAGGAGAGACUGGCUGAGCUGCUGCGUGUGUUGAGGUGUGUGAUCAGUAAACACCAGGCGUUGAACUCAGAGGAGAUCCUCAGUGCUGCUGGAGCACUCAUCACCAAGGUCAAAGGACUGAACUUAAAGGAAGUGAACAAAGAAACCCAGAACGGCGUUUUUCGUGAGAUAUACUCAUCCAUCGACACGUUGGCAUUCACGUUUGGAAAUGUAGUGUCAGAUUUCCUUAUGGGAGAUGUGGAGAGCGGCUCCGGAGUGGAGCUCUCCCAGAGCAGGAGGAGCCGAUCGUUUGAGAACCUUUGUGGAGAUUCAGGAGAACACAGAGAGCUGGCAGACUCUGAGCUGUCCCCUGUACAGAAAGUGGACCAGACCCUGCAGCAGAAUGACAGUGGAGUUGAGUCAGCUCUGCUCUAUGCCAAGGCUUGGUCCAAAUAUGCCAAAGACAUCUUGAGCUGGGUGGAGAAGCGCCUUGGCCUGGAUAUGGAGUGUGCUAAAGGAUUUGCUAAGAUGGCUGAGUCAGCUAAAGCUGUAGCAGCUCAGCAGGACUAUAUGCCCUUCAGAGGAGUUUAUGUGUCUACCUUUGAGAACGAGCUGGAUUAUAGUCACAGUCUUCUCCAGACAGCCACUUCUCUCCAAACCAACAAGUUCAUCCAGCCACUGGUGUUACGGAAAAAUGAGCUGGAUAAACUCAGGAAAGAGUUAAAGGAGCAGUGGCAGAGGGAGCAGAAGAAAAUGAGUGAAGCUGAGGGUGCAGUGUGUAAAGCUCGACUCCUUCAGACGCAGCGCAGGGAGGAGUACGAGAAGGCUCGAGGUUCUCAAGGCCGAACGGGAGAUGAGCAAACACACACAGGAGGGAGAACGCAGGAGAGGAAGAGGAAGAUGGAGGAAGAGGCACUGCAGAAGGCUGAAGAGGCUCAAGAACACUAUAGAGUGUGUGUCACUGAUGCUGAAGCCAAAAAAGUCCAUCUGACCAAAACAAAGAGUGAAAUCCUUUCUCAGCUCCGGGAGCACAUCUUCCAGUGUGACCUCACCCUCAAAGCUGUGACAGUGAACUGGUUCCAGUUGCUGUACAAUCAGCUGGUCUCGGUUCCAGUGCAGUACCAGGCUCUGUGUGAUCAGGUGAAGCAGUAUGAACCUGGACAGUGUUACUCAGAGUUUGUCCACAGUUUACCUAAAGAGCGUGUGUGGCUGGAGGCGCUGUCUCACGAGCACGCUGGACCAUCGAGGACAGGCAUGCCCUUCCAUAAGAGAUCACUGAGCAGCACACACUCUUCUCAGGGGAACCUAUCUCAGCUCUCUGCUGAUGAAGUGAACAGUCCUGUUCAUAAACGCUUCAGUAAGAUGGACGAAGCUCCGUCCAGCAGCAGCACAGCCGACAUCCACGCUCUGAAGGGAGGGAUGUGCAGUGACUCGGAGAGUGCAGGUGGAAGCAGUGAGUCUCGGUCAGUGGAUUCUCCCACUGCUAGUCCAGGGGAUUUUAAGCGCAGACUUCCCAGAACUCCAUCCACAGGCACCAUGUCAUCUGCCGAUGAUUUGGACGAAAGAGAACCUCCUUCACCCUCAGACAACGGUCUAGGUGAGAUGGUGACAGAGAUGACGAAUUCUCCCGGUCCUUUUAGAAAUGCUCAGAUGUCCAAAGCAGCUCACACACACAAGCUAAGGAAGCUGCGAGCUCCAUCUAAGUGCAGGGAGUGUGACAGUCUGGUGGUGUUCCAUGGAGCUGAAUGUGAGGAGUGUUCUUUAGCAUGCCAUAAGAAGUGUCUGGAGACAUUAGCAAUUCAGUGUGGUCAUAAGAAACUGCAGGGAAAGCUGCACUUAUUCGGCAUCGAUUUCUCCCAGGCUGCUAAAAACAGCACAGAUGGAAUUCCCUUCAUCAUCCGGAAGUGCACCUCAGAGAUCGAGAGUCGCGCCCUAAACAUUAAGGGAAUUUAUCGUUUAAAUGGAGCCAAGUCUCGAGUGGAGAAACUCUGUCAGGCGUUUGAAAAUGGAAAAGACCUGGUGGAGCUGUCAGAUCUGUAUCCUCAUGACAUCAGCAAUGUGCUCAAACUGUACCUCAGACAGCUACCUGAGCCCUUGAUCCUGUACAGGUAUUAUAAUGAGAUUAUUGGUCUGGCUAAAGAAGCUCAGAGCAUCAUAGCAGAAGACACACACUCUCCUGGUCUCAGCAUCGAGCUUAACCGAGUCAUCCUCAAAAUACGAGACCUGCUCAGACACCUUCCUCCUGCACACUACAGAACCUUGCACUUCCUCAUUACCCAUCUGCACAGAGUGUCUGAGCAUGCAGAGGAGAAUAAAAUGGACACAAGGAAUCUGGGCAUCAUCUUUGGCCCGACGCUGAUUAAACCCCGGCAGCUGGACUCAGACGUGUCCCUCUCCUCCCUCGUAGACUACCCGUACCAGGCUUUGAUGGUGGAGCUGCUUAUACUACACCAUCUGAAGAUUUUUGACAUCCAGUUAAGCCCCGCCCCCUCCACCAAUCCUCCACUCACUCGCUGCUCACAGUCUCUCCUAGACAUCAAAGAGAGCUCUAAAUCCCAUAAGAGAUACUCGUCUGUGCUUCCCUCAUCACACCCAGCACCUGAAGUGAAGGAAGUGCACUUAUCAAGGGGACACGAGGGGAAAGAGGACACAGCUGAUGACAGUACAGAUGGUGUUAAUGGUGUUGGAUCUUCGUUAGCUGUCAGUCGCAUCAGCACCAAUGUAAACGUCCCUGUGAAGCUCCGCCCCCCACGAACCCACUAUCUCUCGCGCCCGGUGAGUUUACCAGUGGACCGCCUGCUCAACGGGCGUAAUGUUCACAACGUGGCUGAGAGAGAGAACUUGGGCGGAGCCAUCGUGGAGAGACCAGAGGCGGAGAAGGCGGAGAGCCGCCCCUACCGCGGCCCCUUUGUCCACACGCACACCCUGAGACGCACCUGGGACAAACAGUACCGCCAUUACGAUGUCACGCCUCGCACUGCCAUGAUCGUCGCCAACCUCCCACCCUCAGGGGCAGUGGGUGGAGCCAAAAUGGAAACUACCAAAACGGAUGCAGCCAAACCAGAUCGAUCCAAAACGGUCACAGCAGAAGCUCAGAGUGGCGUCUCAUCUCUCAACAGUCCGUACACCGCUACUGUGCGCUCACUUCGGACUGUGAGACGUGACAGUAGCACGAGCGAUAAGGACGUACCGAUCGCCUUCAGAGCACCACGGAUGCUCCAGCCCCCGCCUGGAACCUUCUACAGACCUCCACACGUACACGUUAGAACGCCAGACACGGAAAAAAAUGCUAAUGUUUCCCCGACAACCACCGUAACUACGCUGUCUGUCACUAUAGCUGCACCGCUAGCCACGCUAAAUGUGUGUCCGGCUUCUUCUGCACUGUCGGUCACACCAUCAACAGGAAGUGACACGUGCAAUAAAGAGGAAGUGCAGUCGGGGUCGGAAGAUGUGAAGGAGAACAACUUGCACAGAGAGACACGCUUCUUAUAAACACACACACUCUUCUCUGCUGACGUUACACACUUCACACACACUUCACAACACAAAUCUCUUCUUAAGGUUGAUUUCUCAUGGCCCUGUUCAGACAGGAUUAGUUUCCCAUGUGGAGGUGUGUGAUGUAACAGGAAAGGUCAAGGUGUAUUUUCUCCUCUCUAAACUGUGCUGUCCAGCUGAUGGGACCCCCAGCUGAUCUGAGGUGAGGGGAACCAUUCUCUUAAAUCCUCUGAGAGAAGAACAGUGUGAAGAGGAUCUGUGGAAUCACUUGCUCUGUCCAGGGAGGUUACUUUUAGGGAAGUUUCUGGGUUCCUAACUCAGGUACACACUACAGAGCCGUUAUGGUCAUGCGACCUACUGACAAUCGAGCGUGGCCACGCCCCCUGCAACAAGCACUUAUAACACACUUAUAAUCUGUAGUCAGUGUGUAUAAACACGAGGUGUGUGUUCACAAAGUGUGUUUAGUGUGUGUACAUUUACAGCGUUUCAGCAGGCACCCUGCUCAGACUCCUGCUUUAAUCACUCCCGUGGUUAGAUUUUAUUCAUUAUUUAGAAAAUAUUGAGCAGAGAGAGGAUAUGAAGCUAGUGGGUGCUGAGGAUGAAGUGUUGAGGAUGCAGAAGAUAGGGAUAGGUGAAGAGAGAUGAUUCGCUGUGGCAACCCCUGAAGGGGUGUGUAUUACACAUCUGGUGUAUGUUUCCUGCUCUCUCACACACACCAUCCACGCCUCAGUGCACACACACACACACACACACACACACACACACACUCCUCAGUGUCCUGAAAGAUUCAGUUGUGUCUAAGCCACAAACCCUGAACUCUAGAACUGCUCAAUGCACUGUGGCUGUGUCCCAAACGCCUUCAUCAUAGGGAACGGAUAAUAAAGGGAGACUCUUCCUGUGGUUGAGGAGAGUGAACAGAAACUCUGUCACAGCUUCAGUGAGUGUGUGAGACGGCGCUCCUCAGAAACCUGGAGUUUUUUAUGGAAUGGUGAUUUAAUAUAAAAUGUUUGAACUGGAAAUGUUUGUUACGUGCAGUUUGAUUGAGGUGUGUGUGUGUGUGUGUGUGUGAAAGCAUUAGUACAGGUGGAGUAAAUGUGUAAUAUUUGAUACAGAUGUAAUAGUGAUCAUGCCCUUAUUAUGCCCCGAUGGGUGCAUGUGUAAAAUAUAGGAUGAAUGUAUUUACAUAAAGCCAUAAAUCCUUUUAUUGUUCUCAUCAUGUUUGUGUUUAUUCGUGUUUUCUGUAACAUAUUCUGCUGACCACAAUACACAACAUUUUAUAUUU